Sesamum indicum (sesame) is the source of this 1738-nucleotide messenger RNA. The record is from RefSeq and is a predicted model, not a curated record. NCBI's taxonomy places the organism in Eukaryota, Viridiplantae, Streptophyta, Magnoliopsida, Lamiales, Pedaliaceae.
AGAAAGUCGUACAGGUUGGAGCAAAAGAGACGAGUGAAUAGAAUUGUGAAAGGAAGGAGAGAAAGGAAAGGCUGGCGUGCGGCGAAGAAUGAGACGGGAUCCCGGAGGAGUUCUUCUGCCUAACAUAGAAGAUGGGCAAUUGCGGCACUAGGGAAGAGUCAGCCGUCGUCUCCACUGCUCAUCAACAUCAAGUUCAGCAGCAGCUCCAGGUCUUGUCAUUACCCACAAGGAAUCCAGCUGCAGAUAAGAAGCACAGCCGCUCCGCGUCAGAUCUGAGCGAUCCUUCAACGCCGCGCAACUUUGAGGACUUCCGCAAGAACGCCCAGCUGUACACCAACGUCAUUGCUUUCACGCUCUUUGAGCUCGAAACUAUCACCAAGAGCUUCCGUUCUGACUACAUUCUUGGAGAAGGUGGUUUUGGAACAGUCUACAAAGGUUACAUUGAUGAGAAUGUUAGGGUCGGACUCAAAUCUCUCCCAGUUGCUGUCAAGGUGCUUAACAAGGAAGGCCUCCAAGGCCAUCGAGAAUGGCUAACUGAGGUCAACUUCCUCGGGCAGCUCAGGCAUCCUAAUUUAGUGAAGUUGAUUGGAUAUUGCUGUGAGGAUGAUCACAGGUUACUUGUUUAUGAAUUCAUGUUUCGAGGAAGCCUUGAGAAUCACCUAUUUCGAACAUUAUUUUGGUUUAACUUUUUGCUGACUGCGAUUAACCGGAAUUUUCUGAGGCAUCCAGAAGCAACUGUUCCAUUAUCUUGGUCAACAAGGAUGAUGAUUGCUCUUGGUGCAGCCAAAGGGCUUGCUUUCCUUCAUAAUGCUGAAAGGCCUGUUAUCUACCGGGACUUCAAAACCUCUAAUAUUCUGCUAGACUCUGAUUAUAUGGCCAAGCUCUCUGAUUUUGGGCUUGCAAAAGCAGGGCCUCAAGGUGAUGAGACCCAUGUAUCAACUCGAGUAAUGGGUACCUAUGGAUAUGCUGCCCCUGAAUAUGUCAUGACUGGGCACCUUACUGCCAGGAGCGAUGUCUACAGCUUUGGAGUAGUUCUUCUGGAGCUGUUGACAGGAAGGAAGUCCGUGGACAAGACGCGGCCAAGCAAGGAACAAAGUCUGGUAGAUUGGGCGAGGCCAAAGCUAAACGAUAAGAGGAAAAUGCUGCAAAUUAUAGACCCUAGAUUAGAGAACCAGUACUCGGUGAGGGCAGCCCAGAAAGCUUGCAGUUUGGCAUACUAUUGUCUUAGUCAAAACCCAAAAGCUAGACCCUUGAUGAGUGAUGUGGUUGAGACUUUGGAACCUCUACAAUCCAAUGGUGGUAAUGAUGUCUCUUCAUCUUCAUCUUCAACCCCUACUCUCCUAUGUAGUGGCAGUCCAUUUGUCUCUGGAAGGAUCCCAGACUACCGGAUGCAUCGCAGGUUUACUGGGACUGUCAGCACUGGUGUUGGUUGUAGAUCUUCCAAUCCAAAUUGCUCCCCAGGUGGCCCUGCUGCAUGCAGAGUUAGAUGAGAAAGUUGCCUGCAUGAUGUAUGUAGUGUCAAUGUUCCUGCCUGCUCACUUUGUUGGGGCAUGGGGCAUGGGGCACAUUUACGGCUUUAUACCUGACCUAUAUCAUAAUGGCGAAUGCAAGCUUGUUGAUUGUCAUGUAAGGAAGUUGGUUUUGUGCUUAUGUUUGUUACAAAUCAGAGUUGCAACCUGCAGAGAUGUUUACAGUCGGUUAUACGUGGAUGUUCAUAUAGUUUCUUCUGUUUCUGAAA